CAAGUUUAUGUUAUUAUUGUAUGAUUUGGAGUGCUUAAGCAUUUGGGACCAUAUAGUUCUAUAUUUAUUGUACGUAUAUCGCGCAAUAGAACCGAUGUUGUAAUAGCGCUAGGGAGCAAAACGCUUACUAUUACUAGCGCUGAUGAGUUGUUUGUAAACAACAAGACUUCAUGUUGGAGUUUUGACAACAACAGCGGAGUAGUGGCAUUUUAAAGUGCAUGCAGAGGUAUAUAAAUAACAUUAGAAGGUUGCCUACAGCCACAGCGAGGCCGUUUUUGGCAUUUACGAUACGUAGGAAUAGUAACAGCUUGGAGGCUUUGCUGCAAAAAGUGUUUUGUGGAACUUUCUACCUUGUUUUUCCAGUCUCUUGUACAAAAGUUGAUUGCAAUAAAUAAUAGAUGGCGAGAAAUGGUGGCGGUGUUUUGUCGGGCUCCUAACAGGUGCACGCCAGCGCAAACAUGUCGCCGGGUCUCAUGCUGCUUGAAUCCUCGCAGCGACACGAGGCCUCUCGGAGCACUCAGGCGCCUCCAUUAGCGGCGUUUUGCGUCCCAUUAGUGUGUCACACCUGCGGAGAGGGGAUUGUAAUCCUGACGGCGGCACCUAUAAAAACCACAAAAAAAAACCCCGCCCUCCGCUUGAUGCUAACGAGGCUAAUACGGAGGUGAGUGGAGUCCAGUUGCUGUUUGUGUUGGUGAUGGUUUUCAUCAGCGCUUCUCUCUUUCCGCAGCUCAGAUGGAUCGAGCGCUAAUGCACGUGUUGUUGUUGGCCUUGCUGCUGCAGGGCGCCCUGGCGCAGCACUGGUCCUACGGCUGGCUACCGGGCGGGAAGAGGAGCGUGGGGGAGCUGGAGGCAACCAUCAGGAUGAUGGGUACAGGGGGUGUGGUGUCCCUUCCAGAAGAGGCGAGUGCCCAAACCCAUGAGAGACGUCGACCAUACAAUGUCAUUGACGACGAUUCCAGUCAUUUUGAGCGAAAGAAAAGGUUCCCUUAUAAGUGAGGCGCUGAAGGGGGAAUGAGAAUUUACAUGAUUAUCGACAGCCGUGAUGGAUCCCCCCCCGAGGGCCUCCCCGCGAAUUAACACAUUUAUUGCAC
This is a messenger RNA of Nerophis lumbriciformis (worm pipefish), 1091 nucleotides long. It is a transcript of the gene gnrh3, whose product is annotated as gonadotropin-releasing hormone 3. Gene Ontology annotation, biological process: multicellular organism development; reproductive process. Gene Ontology annotation, cellular component: extracellular region. Gene Ontology annotation, molecular function: gonadotropin hormone-releasing hormone activity; gonadotropin-releasing hormone receptor binding. Lineage: Eukaryota; Metazoa; Chordata; Actinopteri; Syngnathiformes; Syngnathidae. The record is from RefSeq and is a predicted model, not a curated record.